This is a messenger RNA of Prorocentrum cordatum, 3043 nucleotides long. The record is from the annotation of a GenBank genome assembly. Lineage: Eukaryota; Dinophyceae; Prorocentrales; Prorocentraceae.
GUUGCUGGGCGCUCAGCGGAACCCGGUCGAGAUGGGCACGAUCGCCACGGUGCCCAUGGCGGUUGGCGACGACAACGACGAGACCGAGCUGCCGAGGGCGAACUUCAGGCUAGGCGAGACGGUCUCGAGGCCGAUUCUCUCGAUGCUCGAGAUUAUGGACAAAGGCGCGAGCUUCUGGCCAUACUCCAAGACGGGGCCGAUGAUGCACCCUGGCGGAGACCUCGCGAAAGGGAUCCCACCUGCGAGAAGGAAGAACACUUCGGGCUUCAACGCGAAGACCUUCAAGAGCGCGAAGGAGGCGAGCAAGUUCGCGGCCAUCGCGAACGCAAACGAGCAGGAGGAGAAAGGGCUCAAGCCGUCGCCGGGAGGCGCGCGCAGUGGCUCAGGGUGCGCAGCCAGCGCCCCAGGGCCGGCGCCAGUGGCGGGAGCUGGAGCAGCGGCGGCAGCUGCGAGCCCAGCCCUCAGUGGCGCGGCAGCAGGGGGGGCGACUGGCCAUCCAGCCAGUGCUGCAGGUGACGGCGUGGAGACGGUGCUGCACCCCGACAGCCGGGUCGAAGACAUGCGGGCGACGCUUCGUGAGCUCGGGCAGCCGAUCUACGGCGGGAAGGAAGAACUCUGGGCGAGGCGGCGCGAGGCAGCAGUCGACGGCGCGCUGACCAUCGCACCGAGGCAGGUGAAGGGCCCGACCGAGCCGACACCUGAGGAGCGAGCUGCGCGCGUGCCACUGCACCUCGCGAGAGCCGGCUGGCGCGAGGGCCGCGCGAGGAAGCCCCAUGAGACGCUGACCUUCGAUUGGGAAGACACGGGACAGGAACUUCUUGCGGCGGAGAUCUUCGUGACGACGUUGGUAAUGGCCGAUGCGGGCGCGCUGCUGUUCAACGCGGUCACAGUGUGCGCGAAGACCGCGACAGAGUACUUGGUGCUCAUCGAGUGCGGUGCCACCGCGAGCACGCGCGCGACGGCGGACGAGGACAGCGCGAGCACGGGCCCGAUCGAGGCGCCGAUCCGGUGGUUCCAGGCGACGACGCGGACCUACAAGUUUGACUUGAAGAAGCGCUAUGGGUUGAAGACCACGGCGGGCUUGCCGAACUGGAGCUGGAUGACGCGCUGCGCGAGCUGGGCGACAUCUGCCUGCAGGCAGACCGCCGAGGCGGCGCUGAAGCGCGAGGGCGAAUCGAGCUCCGCGAAGGGCAUAUGGGCGGGGAAGCACAAGGAGAGCGACGACCACGCGUUCCUCGCACCUGCGAGCUGGCGUCGAGCCAGGGCGCGCCGGAGGCUGGCGCCAUCGCUGAGACACGACGCGAGAUCGACGCAGGCGGCGGCGGCGGCGCCUCGGGACCUGAGGGCCGCUAAGCAGUGCGAACUGCAGCCGCGACUGCAACGACCAGUGCAGACGGCGGUCCUGGCGGCAGCGGAGAGCAGGAUGGGCGUAUACAGCGCCUCGCGGAUACCGAGGGGGCAGACGCGGCGCGCUAACGAGGUUCACCCGAGCUCACCCACUUGGCGAGCUAGGCGCGUAGAGGCGAUCAGCCUGGACGACCCGAUCGACUGCGGGAUCCCGGGCUCCAUGAUCAUGUUCAAGUGGAUGGAGCAGCGCGUCGAUGUGUUCGCGGCGAGCUCAUCGGCGCAAACGAGCACGCUGGUGGACUUCGUCAGAAUCAAGCAGGAGGACCCCGGGGCGUUCAUCGCGGACUGCGCGAGGACCUACUGCCAGGCGGACCAGACGGAGAGGGUCUGCGUGGAGCUUCCAGCCGAUUGCCUCGCCAUCUUGGCGGAGCUGGGAAAGCCGACGGGCGUCGUCUGGGAGUUCAAUGAGAUGUCACCAGGCCGAUGCGUGGCAGUCGCAGGCUGGGUAGACAAGGCGGCAGAGACAUUGCAAGGAAAAGGAUUCGAUCGCUGCGAGGCGCAGCCGGAGUUCUACUACCACAGGGAGAAUGAGGUCCUCAUCGAGGUGUUUGACCUGAAGGCAACGGACGUGAUCAGGCAAGGGCGCCGCUCGCACCUGAAGCGCGACAGGUUGAGGCUGGCGAGCCUCGACGCGAUGCCUAGGCCAAGCGUCGGGCGCGUCGAGGGCCUGAUCUGCGCGAUGGAGACGGAGAAGGCAAAGCCAGCGAAGGCCCCGAGCUUGACGGAGGAAGAACCGAGCUGGAGCCCAGACCUGGGCGAGAUGGAGAAGGCAAAGUUUCGGAGUGGCAUUGGGAUCGCGCUGUAUAUCUCGCCAGACCGAGCGGACAUGCAGCGCGACGCGCAGCUGCUGAGCAGGAACCUAUGCCAGCCGGCCGAGUUCGACAGGAAGCGCUUUGUGAAGCUCCUGCGGAGCAAGCCUUGGGAAGUCAAGCUGACGAUGAACGCCGACACGGACUUCGCUGCUUGCAAGACCACGCGGGAGGCCAUGACGCGCGGGAUUAGGAAGUGGCUUGGCUACGAAGUAGCGCGGGAGCUCAACGUCGACAGCAGUGCAGCGAAGGCGAUGAUCAAUCGCGAAGGCGUCGGCAAUGUCAAGCACCUCGACGCGAGAGCGCUGCGGGCCCAGCAGGAGCGGGAAGUUAACGGACUUAGCGUGCGGAAGGAGAGCGGCGACAAUAACGUUGCUGACUUGGGCACGAAAGCGCACCCAGCGGCGCGAAUCGAGUACCUGAGGGAUUUGGCAGACAUCGUGGAUUGCGUCGAAAUGGACAAGAACAAGGAGCUCGAGGCAUGCGCCGCUGCGACAAGUUCGAGCUGGGCAAAGCGGAGCUUGCUGGCCGCGCUGUUCGGCCAGGGGGCGACGAUCACGACGGGGACUGGCACGUGCAGUGGGGAUCUCGAGCGCUACGACGCGAUGGCGGCGAGCUCCGAGGCGACGCUGAACACGCAUGGCUGGGAGAGCGGCUACUUGACGUACCUCGCAGUGGCGGUAAUCAUCAUCGCACCCGUGCUGGGCAUUUGGCGUGGAGUUAAUUGCGCUAGCGAUUCCGUGCGGAAGAAUGAUGUCGCUGGCAAAGGUCAGGGCAAGCAGAUCCCGAGGAAGGACAGGAAGCAACUCGAGGACAAGCAGAGUCAG